Molecule: messenger RNA, 5100 nt
Organism: Cydia pomonella (codling moth)
Lineage: Eukaryota; Metazoa; Arthropoda; Insecta; Lepidoptera; Tortricidae
Gene: mi
Exons: 7
Coding region: 192-3020 (942 amino acids)
Source: RefSeq, a predicted model, not a curated record
UAUAUACAUUUAUGGUGUGGCUGGAAGGAUGGCGGGUUUGUUGCAGUUACAUUUUCGAUUGCAUUUUUGAUUAGGUUCCGGGAUAAAGUGAACAUCAAUUAAUGUUUUAGAUUACUUAUAAUACGAUUUCAUAAUGUUAGUAUAAAAUACCCCAUUUCUACCACAUCCAUUGUGGAGAAAAUGCGGUGGUAAUGGAAUCGUUUGAAGACUCAAAUUGCCGUUCUAUGAGUGAUAGUUUUUCUUUGUACGAACGUUAUAUGAGAAGUUUCAACGUAGUGGAUACUUUCCGUGAACAAAUCGAACCCGAUCCAGUUUCAUUAUUAAGUAACUGUGACUACGAAAAUCCAAGCAUUGGAGGUAACAUAGACUUAUCAGCUGCUGUCCAAACGAGUAUUAAAGAGGAUAGUAAACAUUACGAAACCGCCCAAGUUGACUGUGUUUCUUUAGGUCUGAAUGAAAAUACUGUAGAGAAGGGUAGUUUGAUAGCAGAUAUUAGCAAAAUUGGCUCUCCUUGCACAUCGCUCGCGCCUUCGCUGAAUGAAAGCUCUUCCCUCACGGUGGACCACAACCUCACCGACAAAUCGGACCCGGCCGACGUUCCCGUAUCUUCGGAUGAAUCUAAAUUCAGCUGUUUUAAACAGCCUAUUUUUAUAACCUCUACUAUGGAAAACAGUAACAAUGCAGUCGACAUGCUUCGUGACGUAAGACAUUCCGAAAGCGUCUUCAAAUUGCCGAUCAGCGAAUUGUCAUUUAACGGCACCAUAAAACAUGUACAGAAGCUGAAGCCUAUUGUUGACCCUAUAACUGCUCUGACUGCUAAUGCUGGGCUGGUUUUAGAUGAAAAAUCUCAAGAAUCAGAUAGUUCAAAUAUAAGUGAAAAUAUUGGCAUUGCUUUUGAAGAGAAGAGUUGCCACACGCCUGUUGCUAGUGACAUAUCUGACGAAAGGAGUACUAAAGGUACUGAGAGCACUGGAGAUUCACAGUAUGAAGAUUUUUCCAGAAAAGAGAGUUUAUUUCCGAGGCCGGAAGAUAAAAGUACAAAAUGGAGUAAUGACCAAAGCUACUCUUCUUUGGAAGCCUCAUUUGAUAGUGGUGUGCGCUCCCCGGAUAUGUUCUGUUCAGAUGACGAAGAUGCUGAAGCAAGUGUAGCACCUGAACCAUUCUGGAGCUUUUUGAAAAACUAUGAACAGCAUGAUAAGAAGAAGGUUAAGAAAAUGGAGGAAAAACUCCAAGGGAUUCUACCACCGCCAUCAGUCACAACUCUACGCACAGAUGUCACAGAGAUGCUAAAGAAAUACUACUGUUUCUUGCCAGCAUUUAAUAAUGAGGUUAAAGUUGAUCCUGAACCCAUCAACCCUGUUACUCCUACUAAAAGAGUGUCCUUUGUAGAAAUACCGACAGUAUCCCAAGUAUCGAGAGAGGAGAUUGCAGUAACUUCCACCAGGGAGGAGAAGCCUGAGUAUGAAUUAGACACCAGUGCUAAUGAUAAGAGUAUUGUUCUUGAGAUGAGCAGUGAAGCGGAAGCAAAGGAAACAACAUGGCCUAAUUUGUUGAAAUGCAGGCAUUAUGAUGUGUAUUACAAUGUGACAACCUACUCUGAGAGGAUGGAAAUGCUGGCAUUGCGCUACGGUGAGAGAUAUGUUGGCGCAGAGACUGAAACCAGUGUCAAUGUCUACUCCGGAGGAAAUCAGUCGCCUAGCAGUGCACAUAAGCGGAAGGCACUGCGCCUUAAAAUGGCACAAGCUAAGUCACCAGGCAGGCGUUUAUCGCACUUGGCUCGUCGACGCCAAGCAUUUUGCAGUGCUGCUACAAUCAAUGAAAAGGCCCAAGCAGGCACUGCUAAAAUGGUUCUCAUAGACAAAAAUUAUUUCCCACACAGGAAGCUCAUCAACUCCGCGGAAAGAAAAAGUCCCCGCCUCAGACGCACACCUGGUAAGAAAACCCCCAGCCGCAAGACUCCAGGGAAAAAGACUCCCGCUAAAACCCCAAAGACUAGAAGUGGAGGCUCUAGUCGCAAAAAGAUAAUGAGAAGAUUACUUAUGGAUUCUGACAGUAUGACUAGAUCACAGCCAACACGUGAAACUCUAAAAAGAGCUUUAUUCGUCAGUCCGGAGAAUAGAAAAUCGAUACCAAGCACCGCUAGCACAUCAGUGCCUCUUCAAGCUAUGAAGUCCAAGAGAGCUCUCUUUUCAUCCCCCGACAGGUCAGCGGAAACAAAAAGCGCCGAUGGAACUCAAAGUGAUCAUUUCUUAAAGCGUAAACUUGAUGCAUUAGAUGAUCAACCGGAAAAUAGUAGAAAUAAGAUAGCGAAGAGUCUGUCGUUCGGCGGGGACACCAUCGGGAGCAUGCCUCCGCAUAUCAUGAAUCGACGGGCGUCUGAAGUGUUUACUAGAAGGAAUUCAGUGGAGUUAAAUGAAACUCAUAAGAAGAAACUCCUAUGGGCGGUGUCGGAGGCGCUCCGCGUGCACGGCUGGCGCAUGUCGUCGGCCGGCUUCCGCGAGAAGGCCGAGGCGCUGGCGCGGCUCACUCGCCGCCUGCUCACGCUGCCGCCGCACGCCGCCAAGUUCGCUUCGCCCAAGCUGUCCACCUCCGAAACCAUGCUCAAACUCGCUCGGCAAUACGUGUUCGCGAUUAUCCAAGGCCGCAGCAUCGAAGAUUGUUUCCAAGAAGAACAAAUGAAGCUAGCCAACGACGGUAGUAGUAAACUCUCCGGCUACAUAUCUGCCAACGCCUACCAACAGUUUAAGGCAAGACAAGCCGCACCUAGUACAUUAACAUCACAAAUUAAAGAAAACUGUAACGGUUCCUUCAAACAGGACCAACCGCGAAGCGGCUCCAAAAACGUCCUGCAAGACAAGCUUAUCAAUGUAGAUUCUAGCUCCAACAGCAGCAGUGGUUUUAGCAUGCUGGACAAGUCGGGCCUCUACAAGUCAAAUUCAAUGCCUUCAUUCGAAGAAGCAGCUAAAAUGAGAGCCCGCAGGCAAAUUAGUUUUGACAAUCUCGAUUUUCCUAAAAGGUGAUGUGUUUGUAAGGUCUUUAAUUGUUAAGAUACUGACUGAUUUCGAUAAAAUGUUUGCGUUUGAGAUAUUAUUUUAACGGUUUAAGUAGGCAAUGACACAUAGAAUAUCUGGUGUAUGAAAUGACUGCUUAUAUUAUGAGGUAGCAUCAUUAGUUGAAGUUAUUAGUCCUAAUUACCUCGCUGGACACCUAUCUUAUAGUCCUAGUUAUUGUUGCAAGAAAUCAAAAUUCCCAUUCUUGGUUAUGGCGGUGGCAGCGAAGAGCAACAGUUAUAAGUGGGAGCGAGACGCAGCGAUAGGACCUAAAGUCACCGCUCGCCAAGUCGUGGCCAGGCCGUUAAAAAACAGCAAAUUUGUGUGUAUGGCUUAAAGGACUCGCAUUCAGGCCAUAAUUGUUUUAAAAAAAAAGCAAAUUUGUGCCAACUUGUUUGGUCAGACCGCCAUUGUUUCCUAUUAUUGUCACGAAUAUCUGAGACAGUAAUGAAUGACAUAAAAUAAUGGGUAGGUAUACAGCGAGGGCUAUGUAAUUAGUAUGAAUGUGCAACUUAGAAAUCGCUUUUGCUUGGUGGCGAUUUUAUAUCAGAUAUAAUUAAUAUAUGAUACGAUUUUGCAUGUUGCCGUUUUCCUCAGGUUCUGUAAGCAAUUUUAACCAUUUCACUGGCAUGGCCGCCUUUUUUGAGACAAAGCGAAUAACAUACAUUUUACAGUUUAAUUUGCAAAUAUUUUUCGAUUUGCGUGAGUACGCAAAUAAACGUUACAUUGAAGGUGCUCUGCACCUUUUAUUUGGAUUUAUAUUUUUUACACUCAAAUAACCAACUAAUGAGUUAUUUAAAAAUAUGAAUUAUUUUCUUUUAAACAAGGUGCAGGCACCUCUAUAGUAAAGUUUGCUUACGGAAACCUACUUGGUAGUGAUUCUUUAUUUUGUUUAUAAGUUUAAAGUGUUAUUUUACGAUUGACAGUGUUCGCGUCAUAUUAGUCAAGAUACGUACACUAUAGCUACAUAUUUGUAGACCACGGGCAGAGUGAUUGGCAAAUAAAGUGGACCCCACUGCGGCGCACGCUACGCACGAAUGUAAGGCCACGUAGAUGUACUUAUAAGUUAUUUAUAUAACUUUAACAUCUCAAAACCUAUUUUAGAUAAGUAUUUAUCAAAAUUUAAAUUUUGACACAGGCUUUUAUCGUUAACUGUACUUUCAACAGGCAACUAAUACGCAUUGAGACAAUUCUAACAAACCCAAACACAAAUACGUUGCGCUGCUAUAUCACAGAGUUCUAAUGGCCACCAUCAGAUCAGCUCGAUGGUACCAUAAAAUUGCAUUGGCAUCCAACUUAUGAUACAUGUGCAUGUGAAGUUUUAUGAUCCAAUAAUGGGAAGUGGGGUGUUGGGUGAAACAUUGCAAGUUAAAUAAAAAUUCUAAAAUACUGCUGAAACUGGUUUGUUCUUAUCCGUCACUGAAAUGUAUUUUAUAUUUAACAGAAAGAUAAAAACCUAUUUUAAUAUAGGCUUAGGAAUAGGGGGACUAGUAGGGGAGAGUCUGUCUUAUUGCUUAAAUCGAUGGCAUAAUAGGUAGUAUAGUCGUGUGCCGCUGUGGGAUGUCUACUCUUCUUAUUCUUACUUGCAUGUGACCAUAGACAGAAUAUCGCUAUUCUAUGUUACUGCUCAUAUUGUGCUUCCCAUUUCGUAGUUAUUAUUUUUAUAAUUAACGUACAAAUCGGUGGAAUCCCCAAACCGGGCAAAAUCAUAUAGAAUGAAGGUGUGUUGUGUAUGUUGAUAUAUGGCACUCAUACUAUCACAGAUGACGUUUGAUUGGUUAUUUUAUUCGCAACGCGAACAUGCGUGUAUCUCCGAUCCUGUCACUCCACUUUUGCAAGAGCGAUAGAGAUAGAGAUAGCCAUGAUGCUUUCAUGAGUUUAUAACUUUUUUAUUUGCAAUAAAGACUAUAAUUGCAUUGCUAAAUCUUCCCACUCUGUUUUGCAGGAGCUAUUUUUAUUUAGCAAUUUAAUUAAGACCAUUCAUGUGUUUUGUUACUAUUGCUGAGUACGAUCUCACAAUAUUUUAGAUUAAUAAAUUAUUUUUCUCGUA